Molecule: messenger RNA, 8311 nt
Organism: Lagopus muta (rock ptarmigan)
Lineage: Eukaryota; Metazoa; Chordata; Aves; Galliformes; Phasianidae
Gene: GPHB5
Product: glycoprotein hormone subunit beta 5
Exons: 2
Coding region: 18-407 (129 amino acids)
Biological process (GO): G protein-coupled receptor signaling pathway; regulation of thyroid hormone receptor signaling pathway
Cellular component (GO): cytoplasm; extracellular region
Molecular function (GO): hormone activity
Source: RefSeq, a predicted model, not a curated record
CUCCCUUCUACCUCAGAAUGAAGCUCCCCUGUGUGACCCUGGGUGCUCUGCUCCUCCUGCUGCCGGCUGGCCAUGGAGGCACGGAGACCUCUGCUAUUGACCUGCGCACCUUCAUCGGUUGUGCCGUGCGUGAGUUCACCUUCGUGGCCAAGAAGCCUGGCUGCAAGGCACUGCGGAUCACCACGGAUGCGUGCUGGGGACGCUGCGAGACCUGGGAGAGGCCAAUACUGCAGCCGCCUUACAUUGAAUCUUACCACCGUGUCUGCACCUACAAUGAGACCAAGCUGGUGACAGUGAUGCUGCCCAAGUGUGCCCCUGGAGUGGAUCCCUUCUACACCUACCCAGUUGCCAUACGCUGCAACUGUGACUUCUGCUCUACGGCCACCACUGAGUGUGAGACUGCCUGAGCUCUCCUUCCCCAGGUCAAGUUCCUCCCUGGCUCUACACCCCUGCUGUCUCAGAGGGUGUGGGUCAGCCCAGAAUUUGGUCUCACCAUCUAAUGCUCCUAAUCAUCGGCUUUUCUGGCAGAUGAGGUUUAGUUCCCUCUUCCCUUUCUGUAGAAACGUAGAACGCAGCCUUAUAAUAGCAAAUCCUAUGGAAGAAAAAUUGAUGCUGUUUCCCUUCCUUCCAGGCUCUACAUAGAGUGGGACCUUUCCUCAUGCACAAAGUACACAUGGACUGAAUAGUCACAGAGGGGUUGGAAACAGGCCAUAAAUGCAUGACAGCCAGUAGAACAGCCUUUAUUCUUUUUAGUUUUAGUACCUUCCCAGUAAUGUAAGAAUUACCAGCAUUUCCCCCUCUUGCCCCUUCUGCUCUUCUAACGCUGAGAUCUGUCAAAAAUAUCUGUCAAGGAAAAGGCUGUACAGCCAAUAAAAUGGAAAUGGGUAUCAAAUCACAACAUUGAAAUUACACCCUAAGCCCUAACUCAGCCAAGUACUUGAUUAAUAUCUGUGGACUUACAGUUAAGUGCGUAUUUCAGUGAUUUGCUUAAUUGGAGCAUUUCUGCUGAAAAAAAUCUUGCCUUACAAGAGAUGACUUCUUAAAAAACAGAAAGAAGCACAUUAAAUGUGUAAUGCUUUUGUCCAGGACUGUCCAGAAGAAGAACUGGCUUCAUGUAAAACCAGAGAGGCUCUGCACAACCCUAAAGUCCUCUCUUGACAAUUUCCAGAGUUAGAGGGACCAAGCCAAAAUGUAGUGCUUGUGGUUCAGUUUCAGCAAGCCUUGGCCAAGGUAAUGGGAAAGAGGGGGCUAUGGGGGUGUUUCCCACACUUCCCUUCACUGCUCAACCAGACAGGGACUUGCUUCUCAGGAGAUGCAGAGAAGGCAGAUGGAAGUGCUCAUGGGAGGGCUGAGGAGUUGUCUGAUAGCAAAUAAUGCAGCCAGCACGGGUGGGACAGGCCCAGGGCAGGGAAAGCAGCAGACAUGCCAAAGGCUGGUCCACACCACCUUCUUCAGAGCCACUGUUUAUAGACUGGGGGAUGCAUGGGAGCUGCUGCAGCAUCCCCCCUCUGGUGACCACAGCUGUGUAAGUGCCUUAGUCCUCCAACUCCCACCUGGAGGAGGACAGAUUCAUGUUCAUCCCUCAUUUCUCCCCCUUGAACAAAAUAGGAAAUGAUGUGAAAACAUCAAAAUUUGGCCAAGUGCAAGAGAGUCACAGGAGCUUACAAACAAAGACAACUCAGACAGCCAUUAGCAGAGAACUGCUGCUGAGAGAAUGUCAGCACCUGCCUUCCGCUCUGAUUAAGUGUCUUCUGGAUGCAGUUCCUCCAUUCCCACAGUUGUGUGCCUGAAACUUCCCCAGGUGCCUUAUCCUCCUUGAGACAGAUCUUUUUGUUUUUAAUCUGAUCUGCAAUGUAUUAGUUGCUGUCAUGUUUUGUCGGUGGAACUGUGAAAGUUGCCCUGUGGCUAAGUGGAAAGGAGAACAUUUUAUCAUCUGCCUUCAGUAGCUCUGAAUUCCAUGUCAAACAGCAGCAGAAGCAGUUUUCUGGUGAUGGUGAGUAUAACUGCCUUUAAGGACCUUAAAAAAGUCCUUCUGUUUUCUUUCAAAUUGCAUCUCUCUAAUCUUGUUAUUGUUUUAAGCAGCAUCACAGCUAUUAUGGAAAACCUACAAAUUAUUUUGUGUCCUUAAUAAAACCCCCAUAUUGUAUUAUGGAUGCAAUUUACAUCAAUGAGUCCUUCUUUAUUGAUGCAUAAAGCUUUCUCACACAGAAUAUAUGUCAGCUCCUACAAACUCUUUGCCAGAGCUGUGAACACCUGCAAAAUAUCUCCUCGAUCCUAAUGCAAAGUCAUUUCCUUUGCUGGAUUUCUUUUACAGAGUCUGGCUGUGCCAUAAUUUUAGGAUUAGAAAUGGGAUUCCAAAGUGACAACUUCCUUCCAUUGCAACAAGCGAGAAAUACAGGCUGUACCCAGAUAUGGGGAGGCAGUAGAAACCUUAAGCAAGUGUUUGGAAGAAAACACUGCACGAUGUGAAGGAUGGUUUUGAUUGAUGUAGCAGAAUCCACACUUGGGAGGCGGAAGGGGAGGUGUGGGAAGAAUGUAUUGACUGAAUCUCUGCUAACACUUCUGGAUGGUCUUUUAUGGAGAAGAGCAAAAGUGAAUGGAGAUGCUGUGGAUUUACUGUGAAUGUACAUCCUUUCAUACAAUGAUAGAAUCAGAGAAUGGUUUGAGUUGGAAGGAACCUUACACACUAUCCAGUUCCAACUCUCUGCCAUGACUAGGGGCACCUCUCACCACAUCAGGCUGCUCAGGGCCCCAUCCAACCUGGUCCAAUAUAAAUGCCCUGGAUGGGGCAUUUACAGCUUCUCUUCAUUCUUGUUGCUGGUCAUUGCAAAUCUCAGGCUUUUUUUUUUUUUAAGUCUUAUGCUAGUAGGUUUUCAUUGUGGUAAAUUUUCACUAAUUUUGAUACUUGGAAUCAUUGAUUACUCCCUUCACCUGAACACCGACCAGAAGCACCAGGCAGAAAUCUUCAUAAACUGCCACGAAGACCACUUGAAAGGUUUAAUCUGUCAUGACUUCCACUACCUAAAACAAGAGAAAGAAAUCAUGCCCUACGUGUAGAAGGGAACUUGAUGUCCCUGUGAGAAUGGUACUUGCAGAGCGGCCAGAGAGAAUGCCUGAGUGUUGAGCCAUUCCCAGCUUGAAAUACUGCUGUAGCCAAAGAAGGAAGGUGGUUGCACCUACUUGCUGAGAAAGGAGAAGGUGCAAAUAUGGAAAAAGCAUGACUGUACAAGUUGGAUCUCGGCACUGCCAUCAACACGCCAGGUGAGAAGGGGCAAACCAGUGGAAUUAUCUGUGCCUCAGUUUCCCUUCUGGACAGUGGGAGUGACAGCCAUUUUUCUUCCCCCAGUGCAUUUUGAAGAAGGCUGUGUCUCUCUUGUUCCCUCUGCUUCUUGGAUUUGUGUCCCUCUUCCAAUGUGAACAGCAGUAAUUGCAGUCACGCAGUGCUUUCAUAGAAUCAUAGAAUCACUCAAGUUAGAAAAGACCUUAAAGAUCCUCGAGUCCAACCACAACCUAUCUAUACUACCCUAACAACCCUCUGCUAAAUCAUGUCCCUGACCACCACAUCCAAAUGGUUUUUAAACACAUCUACCUCCCCGAGGAGCCUAUUCCAGUGCUUAGCAACUCUUUUUGUAAAGAAGUGUUUCCUGAUAUCCAACCUAAACCUCCCCUGGUGCAACUUGAGGCCAUUUCCCCUUGUCCUAUGCAAUUUGCUUUAGUCCAGUCAGAGGUGGGGGUACUGUUCAGGAAUGGUGGUGGCUAUGGUCUCAAUGUGAAGACUAGACUAGCUGGCUGAUGGAAUAGUUUCUGGCAUGGAAAUGAAAAGCUGGGUAAUGAAGACAGCAUCUCCCUUCUUCCCCUCCCCUCCUUGAUAUUUUGUGUUGAGUUUUGAGAAGAGAUAGUCAUAUUCUUCAUUCCAGUGCUGCCUUUAAGGACUAUCUUUCCUCAUGUAAUUUCUUCAGCCCUCUAACCAUGUCCUUUCUUUCUUGCCUCUCCCUGUCUUGUCUCACAUCUGAGCCAAGUCUUAGGCAGCUCAUCAUCUUCAGUGCCACUGCUAUGGGUUUGUUUGAAGGUUUUGUUGUCCACGUGUUGGGUUUGUUAGAUGGUUACAACCUCCUCUCAAAGCUCCCAACACUUGGGUUAAUGCAUUUCCUAGCUGCUUUACCAAGAGAGCUCCUGUGUCUACAAGGCCAGAACAUACUGGCUUCUCUCUAAAACACUUUAAAUACUCACUCAGGGGAGAAAAAAAAAAAAAAUUGUUGGUGCUGUGGUAUUUCAGUGGAGGCCACAAACAAUAAUGCCAAGAACCUUUUAUCUAGAGGAGAAUAGAAAGUAACAUUUGGAAGAGCCACAAACCAACUACAUCAAGCCCCCACUUCUCCACCUUCCUUUCCAUAGAGAGUUUGGUUAAGGAGCAGUUUCCUGAAAGGGAUGUGCCUGAGACUUCUCAAAGCUCUGUAUCACCAGUGUCACCUCCUGUUAGAAGUUUUGCAUUGUUGGAGGGGAGACAGGAAGCUGCAGGUGGUUCCAGGACCAUGCAAAAGCAAUUGUAUGUGUCAGGGUGUGUUUUCCCUGUCUGAUAAGCUUCUGGGACAAUAGGUAGAGCAGCACACCUUCUUCAAAUGAUGCUGUCAAAAUACUUAGUAAUACAUUUAUUUUGUUAAAAUAAACUAUGUACAGUAGAGGAUAUUAAUGUGCAGUUACAAUAUACAAUAAUUACAUGUUUAAAGGAGAUAAGCUAAAGAGUACAGAAUCGUGCUGUAAAUAGGAAACUAAUACUGUUUACAUCGUUUUUAAAAUAUGCAAAACAAUUCCUGGAAAAAUGAUUUUCCCUGGUUUGAAAUUUUAUUGCUUUGAGUUGAAUUUCGAAGAUUUGGUUCAUCUUUGAAAAGGCUUAACAUCGCUCAGAAGUCAAACACAGCUUUCCAGUAUUUGUUCUUUGGUUUUACCACCCCUAUACUCCAGAGAUAUUGCACAUAGCAACUUGUAAGAGAGAAAUUCUAUUGCUCACAUCAAGUAAAUAACUGUUUUUUCUUAAUAUGCUAACAGCUGAUGGUGCUGCGUUAGGUCCUGAUUUGGUCUGAAGUCGUUGCAUUUGUUUCACAGUCAAACUCAGUGUGAAUAAGUUGUUGCACUGGUACUCUAAGUAUUGCUGAGGUGUUAUGGAAAAGGGAAGAAAAAAAACGUUCUCAGGGAAGCAGGGAGUCUCUAUGCAGUGAAAUGCCUGUACAAGUGCAUCAACAUCAUAACAGAUUCAACUGGAUUCAGUCAUCCUUGCACUUAAGGACAGUUCAGGUCUGUCUCCCUGCUCCACACUCUGCAGCCUUCCUCUUGGAAGCUCUCCCAGUCACAAGGUGCUGCUGAACUCCACGAGUCCCAGUGUGACUCCACAAGGGUACCUCCAAGCCCUGUCCAUGGGCCAUGCCAUAGGGACGAGGGCAGGUGACUUGUGCCUUCCACCUGACAACCUGGCCUCGCUUCCUAAGGUCACUUUUACUCAUGAGUGAAUUAGUCUUGGCAGCUUUAGGUUAGUGCUUGUUCAUGAAUUAAUAUUUACAAGUUUGUUGAAAUUUUGGGCUCAUUUACUCCAUACUGGCAGGACAGUUCCAUGUCCUGCCAAUUCAGUAAUGCUGGUAGAGCAGCUGCCUCCUUGGGGCAAGUGUGUUGGGAGAGUCGGUGUGACAGUCACAUGUGGAUAUGGCUUACACUCAGACUACUUUGGAAGAUAUCAGACAACAGUUUCUACCAGUACAACAAUUUCUAUCAGUACAAAUAACUGUUGUGCCGGGAGAUCUGAAAACUGCAGGCUUGUGGCAAUAGUCUGCUGUGAAUUCAUUAACCUCUGAUCAAAGUCAAAAUUUGCCAGCGAUGACAUCAGGGAGAGCUCAAACUGAUCAUCGACAAAACCAAUCCACAAUUCAAUCUGGCAUCCUGAAUGCUACCAUUCCACUGGGAUGAAAUGAAAUUUAAUGACAGCAAUGCGUGCAGUGUCAAACUCAGCAAAGAAAUAUGUUUGUCUUGGUAUUACCCUGUUAAUGUAAUCAUUUUCACCUUCAGCUUCACUGAUGGUUGAAAACGGGAGUUACAAAUCCCAUCUCCAAAGCUUGAGCUAAAGAUCAGAUCAGCAAAGUCUUCUGAUGCCUAAUUUCUUUAGGGAGUAAGCAAACAGCAGCCAAGAGGUACAAAAGAUUCCUGGACCUGGUUCAGUAUAUUGGUGUUCUCAAGUCUUUUUCAGUCACACACACACACACACACAAAAAAAAAAAAAAGGACAGAAAAAGAGGAAAUACAAAGAGACUCAAAUGCUUUCCACAUUUGUCAUACGUGGAGCCCACUGAAAUCUUCCAUUGUCCUCACGAGAAUUGAAAUGAAGCCAGAACACUGCAUCUUUGAAAAUCCCGUCCUGAAAUUGGAGUUGGAAGCAGCGGCCAAACACCGCAUUGUGGUGCUGGAAGGACGGGGGAAUCAUGCUCAGUGUUAUUUCUGUUAAUAGUAUUUUCAAAGGCAAAGGGAUUUUUCACCACUGACAGCAAUUCAUACGAGUUUUUGCUUGUUGCUCUGUGAUAGAUGGUCUUGUGAGCUGAUUUGGCUCUUGCAAAGGGUUUUUGACUCUAAUUUGAGGCUGGGGAUCCUGGAACUACCCAGGAAAAAUAUAUUCUUGCUCACAGAUUUCUGAAAGCUUUAACUGAAGAAAGUAGAAUGAAAAUAAUAAUCAUAAUUUUAAACAAAUCCUAAUUAUGGGCAUUCCCUUAACAUCUUAAAGUGAAAUUUCAUCAUGGUGUGGCUCUGGGUCCUGAUUUUGCAGCUCUCCAAUUGAGCAGAAGAGAAGAUGCUGUUCUUCUGUCACAUUCAUUCCUCCUAAUCUAUAUUUUUUAUCCAAACUUUCUGAUUCGAAAAUGUUUCUAUUUGUGUUUUGUUUCAUUAGGUGAACAGAGCUGAGAUCAGCAGCCACUACUGAAAUUGCUGGGAGGCUUUUUCCUGCCCUCACAGAGUCUCUAUUCACCAAGAGAAAAACAGGCAUUUAUAGCUGAGUUAUCUCCACUUUUACUUAGAGCACAAAUGUAUCUGGAAUUUAUCUGACAGAGGUUGGUCCAUGCUCACCUCCUGUCACAGCAAAUACCCCUCUGCUCCCGUACAGAUGUAGACCCAGAAAAUGUUCUGCUAUUUAUAGAUUAUAUGUUUUAAGCAAGAUAAAACAAACUGCACCUACUUUUCAGGCAAAGAAAGAAAAUAUAGGGAGCAAUGCAUGUGCAGCCAGAUUCCUGCAUUUCAGCCUGCUCAGAGAACAGAUGGUCCCUGGGCUAAUAGGAGCAUAUGUUGCGUGGCUUUGGUAGAAAAGGCAAAUGUGCUUUCUCCAUUUGUGCUUGUGGUUCAGACCAGCCUGCCUUGGGGCAGCUUGAUGCCAUUGCAGUUUAUUUUUAAUCCAGAUGGGUUUUGGUACAGUGAGUCAGGAGGUAUUUGCUGUGCCACUGGGGAAAAAAAGCUGAAGAAAAGGUCAUGGACUACCAGUAAGCUAUGUGAGCAAAUGGGCAUCUUUCAUAUUUGAUUAGAAGGACGUUUAUUGAUGGAAGUGCCAGCUCACAUGGUGAAAAUACAUCUUCUAGACACACACACUGUGUGUAAUUGGCCACUGUGUUGCUUGCUGUAUGCAAUACUGGGUGUGAUGAUAGGGGGCAAUGGUAGAAAUUGUUUGCAAGAACUUCUACAACCUUUUCCAAGCUCCUGUAAAGGCUCUCAAAUUGGGUCUCUGGAGUCUUGAGACAGUAUCUUGGGUGAGAUCUUGACAGCUGUGUUUGUUUUGAGCUGAAGCAGUGCUUUAAAAGGGGAGAAAUGUGUGAAAUAUCAAUGACAGCUGCUGAAUGAUUGUUGCAAUGGUGCUGCUGGACGCAGUGUGAAUUCUGUAGUUCCCACUUAGCAAAAGGAGCUUCCUUUCUCAGCUAUGCUAAUCCUUUGUCACUCUUCCAGUGUGCUGAAGUAGAAGAUGAGUGCCAGCUCUAUUAUAAGUUGAGGGAAUGAUCUGUAUCGUGCCUUUGGCACUAAUAAGGCCUAAUUCCAAGUGGCACAAAAUGUAAAAGAUUGGUGAUGAGUUGGUGGUUAGACUAGAUGAUCUUAGUGCUCUUUUCCAACCUUCGUGAUUUUAUGAUUCUAUAGUAAGCUUUUUAUUUCUUGUACUGAUGAAACUGGUUGCUCUUCAUGAGCUACACAUCUCUGUGACAGUCAGUAUUGCAUCCAGGACAGCUGGGGGAGCUCAGACUGAGAGCUGUUCUCCACCUCUCCUGGAGGACACAGGAUCGUGGCACUUAGGCUUGGUGGA